Gloeophyllum trabeum ATCC 11539 is the source of this 1393-nucleotide messenger RNA. RefSeq names its product 26S proteasome subunit P45. Gene Ontology annotation, molecular function: ATP hydrolysis activity; ATP binding; proteasome-activating activity. The record is from RefSeq and is a predicted model, not a curated record. The transcript is spliced from 7 exons. Gene Ontology annotation, biological process: proteasome-mediated ubiquitin-dependent protein catabolic process. NCBI's taxonomy places the organism in Eukaryota, Fungi, Basidiomycota, Agaricomycetes, Gloeophyllales, Gloeophyllaceae. Gene Ontology annotation, cellular component: proteasome regulatory particle, base subcomplex. Bases 22 to 1221 code for a protein of 399 amino acids.
GCCACAUUCUCAUAUUCCGCCAUGUCUGUCAAACAACUUCCAGCCCCCGUUGGUCUCAAGUCCUACUAUCAGGCUAAGAUAGAAGCGGCCGAGAUUACCAUCAACCAAAAGACGCAAAACUUACGGCGUCUCGAGGCCCAAAGGAAUGCACUCAAUGCACGCGUGCGCCUGCUACGGGAGGAACUGCAGCUUUUACACGAACCAGGCAGCUAUGUGGGCGAAGUUGUCAAGGUCAUGGGCAAGAACAAGGUGCUCGUGAAGGUGCAACCUGAGGGAAAGUACAUUGUUGACAUUGACUCGGACAUUGAUAUUUCGACAUUGACACCAACUCUCCGGGUCGCUCUGCGUUCCGAUUCAUACACCAUUCACAAAGUCCUGCCCAACAAGGUGGACCCACUUGUAUCACUCAUGAUGGUCGAGAAAGUCCCGGACAGUACAUACGAAAUGGUCGGAGGCUUGGACAAGCAGAUUAAGGAGAUCAAGGAGGUCAUUGAGCUGCCCGUCAAGCACCCAGAGCUCUUCGAGUCCCUCGGUAUCGCCCAACCCAAGGGUGUCCUCCUCUACGGACCGCCCGGUACCGGUAAAACCCUCCUUGCCCGUGCCGUCGCGCACCACACCGACUGCAAGUUCAUACGCGUCUCCGGCUCUGAGCUUGUGCAGAAGUACAUCGGCGAGGGCUCACGCAUGGUGCGCGAGCUCUUCGUCAUGGCGCGCGAGCACGCGCCCAGCAUCAUCUUCAUGGACGAGAUCGACUCCAUCGGCAGCUCGCGAGGCGAGAGCGGCUCCGGCGGCGGCGACUCGGAGGUGCAGCGCACGAUGCUGGAACUGCUGAACCAGCUCGACGGGUUCGAGCCGACGAAGAACAUUAAGGUCAUCAUGGCGACUAACCGGAUAGAUAUUCUUGACCCCGCCCUCCUUCGCCCCGGACGUAUCGAUCGUAAGAUUGAGUUCCCGCCGCCGGGUCCCGAGGCGCGUGUGGCCAUUCUUCGUAUUCACUCUCGGAAGAUGUCGCUGCAGCGUGGUAUCAACCUCCGGGCUCUUGCCGAGAAAAUGGGUCAAUGCUCGGGUGCAGAAGUACGGGGUAUCUGCACAGAGGCCGGCAUGUACGCUUUGCGUGAGCGGAGGCAGCAUGUUACACAAGAGGACUUUGAGUUCGCUAUCGCAAAGGUGCUCAAGAAGAGCCAGGAAGGAAGCACAUCAGUAAACAAGCUUUUCACAUAACGGACGUUCUUGGUACAUAUUCCUGGGCCCCUAAUGUUGUUCCUCGUUUCAAUUCGAAGUUGUACGUUCCUUGGGGCUUGUUGAUGCCUUCGACCACUGGUUUAAGUGAAUGAUACCGUGUGGGGAUUUGCAACACGGGAGAAACUCAAUACAAUUGGACGCCCUGCGAAGC